This is a messenger RNA of Stegastes partitus (bicolor damselfish), 5511 nucleotides long. RefSeq names its product collagen, type XI, alpha 2 (gene col11a2). Lineage: Eukaryota; Metazoa; Chordata; Actinopteri; Pomacentridae. The transcript is spliced from 65 exons. Bases 24 to 5450 code for a protein of 1808 amino acids. The record is from RefSeq and is a predicted model, not a curated record. Gene Ontology annotation, molecular function: extracellular matrix structural constituent conferring tensile strength. Gene Ontology annotation, biological process: extracellular matrix organization.
GGCCGGCAAACUACUGCAACACUAUGGAUAUUGGAGCUUGUCCCUUCAGAAAGAAACGGAGACCAUGGCGCCUGGACUUCUCAUCCUUCGCCUUGGUAACCGUGGCACUCGCUUUGUGCCAAACCACCGUGGUUCGGGCAGACCCAGUGGAUGUGUUACGGGCUCUGCAGGUUCCCUCUCUCCCUGAGGGUGUGAAGAAAGUCCCAGGCUUCUGCACAUCCCGUCGCUCCGGCAGCCCCGAUCAUGCUUACCGCAUCACCAAGAAGGCCCAGAUCUCUGCCCCCACCAAGCAGCUCUUCUCAGGUCGUUUCCCGGAGAACUUCUCCAUCAUGGCUCUGGUUAAGGCCCAGGCCGGUCUCCAGGCCUUCCUCCUGUCCAUCUACAGCGAGCAGGGCAUCCAGCAGCUGGGCAUUGAGCUGGGACGUUCACCUGUUUUCCUGUACGAGGACCAGAACGGCAAGCCAGCCCCAGAGGACUACCCACUCUUCAGAGGCGUCAAUCUGGCUGAUGGCAAGUGGCAUCGCAUCGCUAUCUCUGUUUCCAAGAAAAACGUGACACUGCUGCUGGACUGCAAGAAGAAGAUGACCCGCGCUUUGCCCCGUGGCAACAACGCGGAGGUCGACACCAACGGCAUCACAGUGUUUGGAGCUCGUCUGCUCGAUGAGGAGGUUUUCCAGGGAGACAUCCAGCAACUGCUGAUUGCCUCCAACCCUCAGGCUGCUUAUGACUUCUGUGAACACUACAGCCCUGACUGUGACUCCCCUCUGCCCAAGACCCAGGCUCAGGACCCCAACACAUACUACUUUGAUGAGGAGCAGGAUGACCAUGAAUAUCCCUAUUAUUAUGAGGAAACAACAGGCAUUCCCUCCUCCUCUGCACCCCCCUCUCCCCAACCUGGGGCCCCCAACCAACAGGAUGUAGACACUGAAUAUUCUGAGGCUGGCCACACCCCUACAGAGACUGAUUAUUACUAUGAGGAGACGGUCCCACUACCAGAGGGUGAGGUGAUUGGACAAGACGAGAACUCUUUACAGGUGGAACCAGCACUGGUGGGAGAGGAGGUAGAUGCCACCAAAGCAGGCAGCGUGGGCGAGGAGGUCUUCACUGAGGAGUAUGUGACUGGGGACGUGGGCCUCAAGGAAUACGACUAUUCCUACAGGGACUACAAUGAUCCAUUACCAGAGACUGGAGAGGUUGAUGCCAACAUGGGCCCCGCCCUGUCCGCUGUGACAGAUGAGGGAGGCGCUGCCGUUAGAGGCCAGAAAGGAGAGAAAGGAGAGCCUGCCGUCUUGGAGCCUGGUAUGCUGAUUGAAGGCCCUCCUGGACCUGAGGGACCUGCUGGUCCUACCGGACCUCCUGGCUCUUCUGGACCUCCUGGCUCUGUUGGUGACCCUGGAGAGAGGGGCCCUCCUGGUAAGCAUGGCCUGCCUGGAGCUGAUGGAGUCCCUGGACCUCCUGGAACCUCAGUCAUGCUGCCUUUCCGUUUCGGUCAGAGUGGAGGAGAUAAGGGUCCUGUCGUUUCUGCACAGGAAGCUCAGGCAGCAGCCAUUUUGUCUCAGGCCAGGAUGGCUCUGAAAGGACCUCCUGGACCAAUGGGAUUCACUGGACGCCCUGGACCCCUGGGAAGUCCAGGAAGUCCUGGUUUGAAAGGAGAAGGUGGAGACCCUGGUCCUCAGGGACCCAGGGGACCCCAGGGUUUGCUGGGACCUCCAGGCAAAGCAGGAAGAAGAGGUCGUGCUGGAGCUGAUGGUGCCAGGGGAAUGCCAGGAGAGACUGGAAUUAAGGGCGACCGUGGUUUUGAUGGUCUUCCUGGUUUGCCUGGUGACAAAGGACACAGGGGUGACACAGGAUCAAUGGGACCACCUGGACCUCAAGGAGAGGACGGAGAGCGGGGAGAUGAUGGGGAUGUUGGACCCAGGGGUCUCCCAGGUGAACCAGGACCUCGUGGUUUGCUCGGACCUAAAGGUCCUCCUGGAAUCUCUGGACCUCCUGGUGUUCGAGGAAACGAUGGACCCCAAGGUCCCAAAGGAAACUUGGGUCCCCAAGGUGAGCCAGGACCUCCAGGUCAGCAGGGAACUUCAGGAACUCAGGGAAUGCCAGGACCUCAGGGAGCCAUCGGACCUCCUGGAGAGAAAGGUCCCACUGGAAAACCAGGUCUGCCAGGAAUGCCUGGAGCUGAUGGCCCUCCUGGUCACCCAGGAAAAGAGGGGCCUACUGGCACCAAAGGAAACCACGGUCCCAAUGGUCCCCAGGGAGCUAUUGGCUAUCCUGGCCCUCGUGGCAUCAAGGGAGCUCAAGGAAUCCGUGGAUUGAAGGGCCACAAGGGAGAGAAGGGAGAAGAUGGUUUCCCAGGAAUUAAAGGAGAUUUUGGUGUCAAAGGAGAGAGGGGUGAGCUGGGAGUUCCAGGACCCAGAGGAGAGGAUGGUCCAGAGGGGCCAAAGGGUCGCAUUGGACCCCCUGGUGAGAUUGGACCUCUUGGACUGGUUGGAGAGAAGGGUAAACUUGGUGUACCUGGACUUCCUGGAUAUCCUGGAAGACAAGGACCCAAGGGAUCUCUUGGAUUCCCUGGAUUCCCUGGUUCAAACGGCGAGAAAGGAACAAGGGGCCUUACUGGCAAAGCAGGACCAAGAGGACAAAGAGGACCAACGGGCCCCAGAGGGCAGAGAGGACCGAGGGGCGCAACUGGGAAACCAGGAGCAAAGGGAACAUCUGGAAGUGAUGGCCCUCCUGGUCCUCCUGGAGAGAGGGGAUUGCCUGGACCUCAGGGAGCCAACGGUUUCCCCGGACCAAAGGGACCUCCUGGACCACCAGGAAAGGAUGGACUGCCUGGACAUCCUGGCCAGAGAGGAGAAGUUGGUUUCCAAGGAAAAAUGGGUCCACCUGGGCCUCCUGGAGUUGUUGGACCUCAGGGUCCAUCAGGAGAGACUGGUCCAAUGGGUGAGCGUGGCCAUCCCGGACCCCCAGGUCCACCUGGAGAGCAGGGACUUUCUGGUCCCUCAGGAAAGGAGGGCACCAAAGGAGACCCUGGACCCCCAGGAGGCCCCGGUAAAGACGGACCUCCAGGACUGAGAGGUUUCCCCGGAGAGAGAGGACUACCUGGAACCCCUGGCGGUGGUGGACUGAAAGGAAGUGAAGGACCUGCUGGACCUCCUGGACCUGCCGGGUCUCCUGGUGAGAGGGGAGGCGCUGGUACUGCUGGACCUGUUGGACCCCCUGGCAGACCAGGCCCUCAGGGGCCACCUGGACCUGCUGGAGAGAAGGGAGUUCCUGGUGAGAAAGGCCCUAUUGGCCCAGCAGGUCGGGAUGGAGUGCAGGGUCCAGUGGGUCUGCCUGGCCCCGCCGGACCACCUGGAGUCCCCGGAGAGGAUGGAGAUAAGGGUGAAGUUGGAGAACAUGGUCAGAAGGGUGCCAAGGGAGCAAAAGGAGAGCAUGGUCCUCCUGGUCCACCCGGCCCAAUGGGUCCCGUCGGUCAGCCGGGUCCUGCUGGUGCUGAUGGAGAGCUCGGACCGAGGGGCCAGCAGGGGCCUUUUGGAGCUAAAGGUGAUGAAGGAACUCGAGGAUUCCCAGGAGCCCCAGGACCAAUCGGGCUACAGGGCUUGCCAGGACCAUCUGGUGAGAAGGGAGAGACGGGAGAUGUUGGACCUCUGGGUCCUCCAGGCCCUCCAGGACCCCGCGGCCCUGCUGGACCCAACGGAGCUGACGGUCCUCAAGGUCCUCCUGGUGGUUUGGGUAAUCCUGGACCUAUUGGAGAGAAGGGAGAGCCCGGUGAAUCUGGACCACCUGGAAUCGUAGGAGAGCCUGGAAAGAAGGGUCCUCGUGGAGAGCGCGGAGAGAAGGGAGAGGCUGGACAACCUGGAACUGCUGGACCUGCUGGAGGACGAGGACGACCUGGAGACGACGGACCCAAAGGAAACCCUGGCCCUGUUGGUUUCCCUGGUGAUCCUGGUCCCCCUGGUGAGGUUGGACCCAGAGGUCAAGAUGGCGCCAAGGGAGAGAGAGGAGAGGACGGUGAACCAGGAGAAUCUGGCUCUCCAGGACCUCCUGGUGAGAACGGACCCCCCGGCCCCCCAGGAAAGAGAGGUCCUGCUGGAACAAGAGGACCAGAAGGACGCCAGGGAGAGAAGGGAACCAAGGGCGAUUCAGGUGCAGUUGGCCCCCCAGGAAAGACCGGCCCUGUUGGCCCCCAGGGUCCACCAGGAAAACCAGGAACAGAAGGUCUUAGAGGACUCCCAGGAUCAGUGGGUGAACAAGGAUCUCCAGGACCUGCUGGACAGAAAGGACCACCUGGACCUAUUGGACCUCCUGGUUUGCCUGGUCUCCGUGGAGACCCCGGAGCCAAGGGAGAGAAGGGACACCCAGGUCUUAUCGGACUCAUCGGACCCCCAGGAGAGCAGGGAGAGAAGGGAGACCGAGGUCUUCCUGGGCCUCAGGGAUCCUUAGGACCCAAAGGAGAGAAUGGAAUGCCUGGAGGCACCGGACCUCUCGGCCCUGCUGGUCCUCCUGGUCUGCCUGGUCCUCAAGGUAUCAAAGGAGCUAAGGGUGCUUCUGGAGGAGCUGGUCCCAAAGGAGAAAAGGGUGUACAAGGACCUCCUGGACCUCCUGGCCCACCAGGCGAGGUCAUUCAGCCUCUGCCCAUCCAGAGGAGUCCCAAGUCCAAGCGCUCAAUCGAUGCCAGCCAGCUUCUCCCCGAGUCCGACCCUGACAUGCCUGCUUCCGACGCCACUGGCACUGAGUUCCUGAUGGGCAGUGAAGGCAUGGAGGAGAUCUUUGGCUCUCUCAACUCACUUAGACAAGAGAUCGAGACCAUGCGUUUCCCUCUGGGCACCCAGGACAGCCCCGCUCGCACCUGCCAAGACCUGCACCUCAGCCAGCCAGACCUCAAGGACGGAGAGUACUGGAUCGACCCCAACCAGGGCUGCUCCAGAGACUCCUUCAAGGUCUUCUGUAAUUUCACAAAUGGAGACACGUGUCUGUACCCGAGCAAGAGCAUCAAUAUGGUGAAGAUGAGCUCCUGGGACAAAGAGACUCCAGGAUCGUGGUACAGUCAGUUUUCCACUGGUAGUAAGUUCUCCUACGUCGACUCUACCGGGGAGCCCGUUGGUGUGGUCCAGCUGGGCUUCCUGCGUCUCCUGAGCGUCCAGGCCCGCCAGAACCUCACCUACCACUGCCACCGCUCAGUGGCCUGGGCCGACCGAAGCGCCAAGAAUAACUACAACAGAGCGCUGCACCUCCAGGGUGCCAACGACGAAGAGCUGCGCUACGAGACCAACCCUUACAUCAAAGCUUUGGUCGAUGGCUGCUCUUAUCGUAAGGGCUUUGACAGGACAGUCCUGGAGAUCAACACACCUCAGGUGGAGCAUCUUCCUCUGCUGGAUAUCAAGGUGUCAGACUUUGGGGAGAGCAACCAGCAGUUUGGCUUUGAAGUGGGACCUGUCUGUUUCCAAGGCUAAAAACACACACGUACACACAUCAUGCAGAGAACAACACAUGCAAAUACUCACGCGCACACAC